AUGGGUAGAUCUCUUUGGGUCAUCGCGGCUUUCCUUCGUGCGAUUCUCGCAGCAGACAUCUAUGUCUCGCCAGACGGCUCGGACGAUGCCGCAGGCACAGUCGACGCACCAUUCCAGUCCAUCCAAUUCGCCGUCGACGAAGCAACAAACGGUUCAACCAUCUAUUUGCGCGCCGGGACAUACACACCGACAACUAAUAUCCAGAUUUCGAAGAGCGGCACGUCGUCCGCGCCGUUUGUUUUGCGGGCGUAUGAAGGAGAGGCGGUUAUCAUUGAUGGCGAGGAGCUACCUGGAACCCCCGCCGAGGUAGACGGAUCCCUCGAUAACGCAGACCGGGGUAUCUUGCACAUCCAGGAUGCUGAGUACUGGGAGUUCUAUGACCUGGAGCUGAUCAAUGGGCCGUAUGGUGUUUAUGCGCGCGAUGCGUCGAACAACCACUAUGAACGCAUUGUUACGCGGGAUAACUAUGAGACGGGCUUCCAACUCGAGGGAGAUUCGGCGAAUAAUGUCGUUUUGUACCUCGAUUCGUACGGUAACAGGGACCCGCGCAAGAAUGGCGAGAGCGCCGAUGGGUUCGCCUGUAAGGAGGGAUCCGGCGAGGGUAAUGUCCUCCGGGGAGCACGACUCUGGAAUAACGUUGACGAUGGCUUGGAUCUAUGGGAAUUCAAGUCCGCGGUGACUAUCGAAGACACAAUUUCCUGGGGAAACGGCUUUAACCGAUGGGACUUUAGCCCCUUCGAAGGUGACGGCAACGGCUUCAAGCUCGGCGGCGGCGACGAUGCAGACAUUGGUCCCGCAAACCACGUUAUAACAAACUCCAUCGCCUUCGGCAACAGCCACGACGGAUUCACAGAUAACUCGCAGCCGGGGAACUUCGAGCUGAGCCGUAACACGGCGUGGAAUAACUCUGCUAUCGGGUUUAGGUUCGGCACCGCGGUGGCUACACUUACCGGGAAUAUUGCUGCGUCGAAUGGCGAGAAGCCAACCUCACUGAGCGAGGAGCAGGUCUCGGAAGGAAACUCGUGGGAUGGGGAUGGGGAUUGGGAUGAUAGUAGCUUUGUGAGUGUUGACGUUGAGUUAGUGCAGGGUCAGAGGAAUGCGGACGGAACGAUUGAGGGAAGUGAUUUCCUUUUGCCGAGUAAUGGAGACGAGAUCGGGGCGACGACGGAUUGGAGUGCAUGA
Aspergillus puulaauensis is the source of this 1182-nucleotide messenger RNA. Its product is annotated as putative pectate lyase. The record is from RefSeq and is a predicted model, not a curated record. The transcript is spliced from 5 exons. Lineage: Eukaryota; Fungi; Ascomycota; Eurotiomycetes; Eurotiales; Aspergillaceae. Bases 1 to 1182 code for a protein of 393 amino acids.